GGAUAGAGCCACGGAUUGGCUGACUGGGGCGCAGCUUGAUGGCGUCGGGCUGGCGAGCUGCGGUCCCGCGGGUGGACCCGGGGCGAAGGCCGCCUGUGUGAGAGGGCCAGUGGCCCAAGCUCGCUGCGGACACGGGUAGGGGGAAUCGGGGGUACUAGGCCUCCCUACACUUCGCCAUGAGUUUCCUGAUCGACUCCAGUAUCAUGAUUACCUCCCAGAUACUUUUCUUUGGAUUUGGAUGGCUUUUCUUCAUGCGCCAACUGUUUAAGGACUAUGAAGUACGUCAAUAUGUGGUACAGGUGAUCUUCUCUGUGACUUUCGCAUUUUCGUGCACCAUGUUUGAGCUCAUCAUCUUUGAAAUCUUAAAAGUAUUGAAUAGCAGUUCCCGUUAUUUUCACUGGAAAAUGAACCUGUGCGUAAUCCUUCUGAUCCUGGUGUUCAUGGUGCCUUUUUACAUUGGCUAUUUUAUUGUGAGCAACAUCCGACUAUUGCAUAGGCAGCGACUGCUCUUCUCCUGUCUCCUGUGGUUGACCUUCAUGUACUUCUUCUGGAAACUAGGAGACCCAUUUCCCAUUCUCAGCCCGAAACAUGGGAUUUUGUCCAUAGAACAGCUCAUCAGCCGGGUAGGUGUGAUCGGUGUGACUCUCAUGGCUCUUCUUUCUGGAUUUGGUGCUGUCAACUGCCCAUACACGUACAUGUCCUACUUCCUCAGAAAUGUGACUGAUGCAGAUAUCCUCGCCCUGGAACGGCGACUGCUCCAAACCAUGGACAUGAUCAUCAGCAAAAAGAAAAGGAUGGCAAUGACACGGAGAACUAUGUUCCAGAAGGGGGAGGUGCAUAACAAACCAUCAGGAUUCUGGGGAAUGAUAAAAAGUGUUACCACUUCAGCACCAGGAAGUGAAAAUCUCACUCUUAUCCAACAGGAAGUGGACGCUUUGGAAGAACUAAGCAGGCAGCUUUUUCUGGAAACAGCUGAUCUGUAUGCUACCAAGGUACAGAGAAAGGAAACGGAAGUGUGGUUUUUAAUCAGUACGAUUGAAGGCAGAACAAGACUAAAUAGCUUUGUAGCAUCCUCUAUGGCCACCCAGCACAAGAGAGACCUCAUAGCUCCAGUAUCAGCCAUGAAGCAUGCAACGAUUAAUAUCGUUUUUGACCGGGUUGGGAAAACUGAUCCUGUCACAAGAGGCAUUGAGAUCACUGUGAACUAUCUGGGGAUCCAAUUUGAUGUGAAGUUCUGGUCUCAACACAUUUCCUUCAUUCUGGUUGGAAUCAUCAUCGUUACAUCUAUCCGAGGACUGCUGAUCACUCUUACCAAGUUCUUUUAUGCCAUCUCUAGCAGUAAGUCCUCCAACGUCAUUGUCCUGCUGUUAGCACAGAUAAUGGGCAUGUACUUUGUCUCCUCUGUGCUGCUGAUUCGAAUGAGCAUGCCUCUAGAAUAUCGUACCAUAAUCACCGAAGUCCUGGGGGAGCUACAGUUCAACUUCUAUCACCGUUGGUUUGAUGUGAUCUUCCUGGUCAGUGCUCUCUCCAGCAUACUGUUCCUCUAUUUGGCUCACAAACAGGCACCAGAGAAGCAUAUGGCACCUUGAACUCAUGCCUGUUACAGACUGCUACGGGCCAGUAGCGUCAGAAUUUGGAUUUAAGAGAAAACAAUGGAGGGGACCAGGGCCUAAUAUUUUUUAAACAAUCAAAACACUGAGGUAGCAGAUUCUACCUCCAGCUUAUGCCUUCCUCCUCAGCUGAUACUGUGAUCAUGUAGCAUUAGCUAGAACAUGAGCGUGAAGUAAACUCAAGCUAGCCCUCAGCGGAGCGCAUCCCACGUGGGUUUGAGGCUGAUGCAGCAUGGCGGAAGAGGGGUGGAAAAGAGCCAAGAAACUAGUCUGGGAGAAUACACUGGAGCCCUAGGGUAAGGGGAAGUCUGAGGUAGCUGGGCCAAACACACAGGAUCUCUGUCAAGGCUCACACGGAGGAGGUUCUGGCUUUCCCUUAAGAUUGACAAUCAUUAAAAUCAGAUUGGAACCCUU
This is a messenger RNA of Herpailurus yagouaroundi (jaguarundi), 2024 nucleotides long. It is a transcript of the gene GPR89A, whose product is annotated as G protein-coupled receptor 89A. The coding region runs from base 177 to 1589 and encodes 470 amino acids. Lineage: Eukaryota; Metazoa; Chordata; Mammalia; Carnivora; Felidae. The record is from RefSeq and is a predicted model, not a curated record. Gene Ontology annotation, molecular function: voltage-gated monoatomic anion channel activity. The transcript is spliced from 13 exons. Gene Ontology annotation, biological process: intracellular pH reduction. Gene Ontology annotation, cellular component: Golgi cisterna membrane.